Pseudophryne corroboree (corroboree frog) is the source of this 3185-nucleotide messenger RNA. RefSeq names its product potassium channel subfamily K member 16-like. NCBI's taxonomy places the organism in Eukaryota, Metazoa, Chordata, Amphibia, Anura, Myobatrachidae. The transcript has 6 exons. Gene Ontology annotation, molecular function: potassium ion leak channel activity; outward rectifier potassium channel activity. Gene Ontology annotation, cellular component: plasma membrane. The record is from RefSeq and is a predicted model, not a curated record. Bases 2008 to 3114 code for a protein of 368 amino acids. Gene Ontology annotation, biological process: potassium ion transmembrane transport; stabilization of membrane potential.
UACGGACUCCGAGAAAUAGAAUUAUCGGUAAGUAAAUUCUUAUUUAUUUCAUUAUAACCCAAACAUAACCAAUCGCAGGGCAAGGAAAGUGGUGCGCAAGGCUUAUGUGAAUUUUUACCACCUGGGGCGUGCUCGGCCUAACCAUGCCCCCUACUCCGUCUUCUACCUGGGGCGUGUUCGGCCCAACCUUGUAGGCACGCAACACAACUAAGCCCCCUACCGUGUCUUCCACCUGGGGCGUGUCCAGCCCAAAUUUAUGGCACGUAACACCACCACGACCCCUACAUUGGGGGACCAGCUACCAUACGCAUAACACCCUUCUGCGGCACGCAACCCGUGUGGCCCAUGCCGCAUUUUGCUGGAACCAGGCGUGCGGCCUGCUAAUUGGUGACUUAUGCAAGGCAUUCAGACAAUCCCCACUUACCAUGCCUUGCGCACCGCUUCUCCCCGCCACACAAGGUCCUAGUAACCUGAGGACCGAAGCCCCACCCUGCGACACCUACCACUUCCCCUUCUGUGCUCCCACUACGCCUUUGAUCAUGACCGGACCUGUAUCAGAUAGGGUCACUCAGUCAGUUCUGUAUGACCUCUACACUUCCCUGCAACAUCCUUGUACUGAAUGGUGCUUCCACUGAUGGCAUCCUUGCCACCUAAGAGUCAAGGCCCUGUCCCCCAAACUACGAGUGCGACACUUCCUCCAGCAUCUCCACUGCUGCCCCUAAUUGAACAGUCAAUUCAUGAGCCUGCCAAGAGCGCUCCCAUGCCCUAGUAUAGAUUAUUACAUUUGAUUCGGAUGUCCUUGUAAUAACAUUGUAUAAAACGCUCUUUGGGCCUAAUUCAGACCUGAUCGGUGCUGUGCAUUUUUGCACAGCAGCCGAUCAGGUCUGAACUGCACAUGCGCCGGAGCAUGCCAGACAGCCGACAGCCGUCUCAGCCCUGCGAUCGCCUCUGCCUGAUUGACAGGCAGAGUUUGCACGCCGUUUAGGGGGCGCGGACCGGGCAAAGCAGGCAUUUUGGGGGCGCGGUCCGGGCAACGCAGGCGUGCCCGGACCUUGUGGUGGGCGGGCUGUGGUGGCUGCGUGACGUCGCACACAGCCGCUUCGACCCAGACAGCGACGAGUAGCUCCCUGCCAGCGCGCAUGAGUGGCGCAGGGAGGGAGCUACUCUUCAAUUACAAAAGUGCUUUUGUACUUGUGUGGGGGGGUCAGGCCUGACAUGCGGGGCGUCCCCCCCGCAUGUCUGUGUGACUGAUCUACAUUGCUUGAAAGACUUGCAUAUCCUCCCUGCUCCACUUAUACCCCUUUUACACCAAAGAAAUAUCCCGGGUUAUUGCCGAGUCAAUCCGGGUCAGGGCUUGGUGUAAAUGGUCUCUAAAAAAUACCCCGGGUCCUGUUUUCCGGGUAUCCACCCCGGGAAAUGCUCAGGGUCGGACCCGGAUUCUGUGGCGGUGUAAACGCUCCCAAACCGGAUUAUUUGACCCGGCUUUUGCAGAGAGAAGCUGAUUGGAGCUUCUGUGGCACUGGCAGAUGAUGUCAUCUGUCAGUGCCCCGCAGACAGUGCACAUGGAGCAUCACAGCAGCGCUCAUGCAGUUUAUGUAGCCUGCUCCCUUCACUACAGCCACAGCCUGACCUGCAUACAGUAUCCACAGUCUGCUCACAGCCUGAUCUGCACCAAGACACUGCUGACAUACCGUGCGAACCAAAGCUUCACCCUCAGCCUGACUCUUUGGCAGCCCCGAAUUCUGACCUGCAGCAGCAUGCCUGUUUCCUCCAACUGGUCCGAUGCAGAGAUCCGAGAACUACUGCUAAUCAGGUCAGGGGAAGAAAUUAAACAGGCUUAAACCAUUACGCAAGCAGUUUGCCAAAGUGCACGAUCACAACCGUAAAAAAAGCGGUGCUGCAAGGCAGGAUUGGGUGCACUAUUAUCUGUGCUACAGUGCUUUCGGAAGCACAGCGCUUAAUAAUCCUGUAGCACUGUCCUCCUCAAUUGCACCAUCUUGCAGCCAAAUGGAGAAUAGCCAGGAGAUACCGAUUACACAGACCACCCUACCGUCAACACAGUUGUCACCAGCUACACAGGGCACCCUGCCGUCAACCCAGUUCAGCCCAACAUCACCGCUCCUACUUUCUGACGACGGUGGCGAAAAUAGUGGGAUGGAUUCGUCACUGCAUUCAGACAGCGUCCAAGCCACAAUUGAGGGGGUAGUAGAAGCAAACAAUGAGACGGCGCUCCCCAAACAGACCAUGCCAUUACGCUCUAAUAGUGCGAUGAUGUUUCAGAUGAUGGAACAAGGUGAGGAGGAAAAUGUGAAGACCGACACGUUGCGACACAAGCUGGACUUCCUGAGGAACUACACAUGUCUGACACCAGAUGCCAUGGAACUUCUCAUAACUGUUAUUACAGAUGCAGUUAAGCAAGGGGUAAAUCCUUUACAGAAUGGCACGUCAGGGGACCACACUAACUGGGAUUUAGGCAGUGCCUUCUUUUUUGCGGGCACAGUUGUGACCACCAUAGGAUACGGAACAAUCGCACCCAGAACAGCAGGCGGACAAAUGUUCUGCGUGUUUUAUGCAUUAUUGGGAAUCCCCUUAAAUAUCAUAGUCCUUGCCCAUGCUGGAAAAACACUGUCCCACUGGUGUAAAAGGCUUGGAAAGUGUCUAGUUAGAAAAGGAAUGGAAAAGAAAAAAGCAAAAAUCCUGACAAUAAUAUUUUUCCUGGUGACCGGCACACUUGUGUUUUUGGGACUACCACCCCUGGUUUUUAGAGAAACGGAGCAUUGGACAUACAAGGAAGGAGUAUACUAUGCCUUCAUUUCACUGAGUACCAUUGGCUUUGGUGACUACGUAGUAGGAUCUGGACCUAAAGGAAGCCAUCCAUUUGAAGGCUACCGUGCCUUGGUGUGCCUUUGGAUUCUAUUCGGCCUUGCGUGGCUUUCGCUACUGCUAAACUUAGUGACGUCACUAUUAAAGGACACAGAAAAGAAAAUAGCCAAGGAUCUCCGCAAGAAAAUAGAAAACAGGAAAGAAAAUAGCAACAAAAUGGCUGGAAUAGCUUUGGUCCCCUUAGGGGAAGGAACAAGUGAUACUGAACCGCUGAAUUAUCUUCACAAAUAAAGUGGAGACUUAGGGGGGUAUUCAAUUAAAUGCAGUUUUUUUGACUGAUCAAAAAAACUGCACUAAUUCGA